AUGUCAUCAGCUAAGACGACCACGGCCUCUUCAGAAGCUGACAUAGCAUUCCCAGCGGUGUUGAAAGGGUCUCAAAAGCAGAGAGUCCCACCCCCGGUCCCUCCCCGAGGAUCCCCAAAAGCUAAAAGAGGAGGAGGCAACACACAAGCAUCUAGCCUCGACACAAAAGGUGAUUAUCCAAACUUAAGCAUAUCUGUGAGUGACAUUCCUCCGCAAACACCUAUCACAAGCAGUGAUGACGAUUUCUGCUUUUACGGGCAUGACUUUAUUUUCAAAGAACCUAUUGCAUGUCGCAUCCCACCGUCAGUAUCCGAGAGUUCUGUUACAAUAACCAAAUUGGCAGCCUCUAACAUGUUUCUCGAUUAUGUUGAGGAACCAGACUCUACUACAAAGAGAUCGUACCCUGACAAGGCAUUAAUCGAUCAGACCGAUAUGAUGGCCAAGUUUAAUAUAGACAAAACUCUUAUAAAACAUUUAGACACAUUAGAUGACGAUGACACUUCUCUUACGGAAUCAAGUAGCGAAGAAAGGACAGUUAUGCAGGAGUUAAAUGAUUUUACCAAAAAAGCAAAGGGCGGGCAGUCGAAGAGUCCCUCUCGAUUCAUUAAGGAAGUUGUAUCACACAUUGGAGACAAAUUAUCCCGGAAAUCGCUGACUAAUUUGGAUUCUUCAACAGAAAAAGUUAGUGUUUAUAACGUUAAUUCAUCGGAUUUAAUUAUUGCUGCAAAGUCUCUAAAAAAGGUAACUAAUACUGAUAAACCGAAGAUGUUGCCAAUUCAUAAAGUGAAUACUGACACAAAAGUUGACAAGAAUGAUUCCAAAUCGGGAAUAAUAUCUGGGCUCACUAAAAAGUUAAACUUUAACCAAUCCAAAAAAGAAAAGAAUCUUCUACAAGAAAAAAAGGCAAAACCAACAGUUGAAAUUCGAAGUUAUGGCAUGACACAUGGAUUGACUAAAGAUGAAGUGAUCUGCCAUAAAAAAGCAAAAACCAAAAUCGAUAUGUUUCAAAAACACAUUUGGAAUGCGCAAACCGAUUCUGAUAGUUCAAUACGUAGUUCGUUCUCUUCGUCUCAAGACAGUAAAAGAUCUGAAAACCUAAUUGACGUUCAAGUUCUUGUAAAAGAAACUAAAAAGAUAUUUGAGCCAAUAGAAUAUACAAAUGGAAGUUUGACCUCUAUUGACAAAAACCAUUUCUCACCAGCUACGACUACGGUUAAGCCAGUCUUUUCCAAAGUAAUUGGUGGCAACGUUCACGAGAAAAUAAAACAAUUCUCCGAAACACCAUUGACUAAAACUCCAAACAAACCUAGACAGAAAAAGAGAGGAAGUUUAAAAAGAAAAUCUGAUAAGAAAAGAAUAAUGAAAGUGAAGAAAGAUGUCGAAGAAAUGUUAUAA
Arctia plantaginis is the source of this 1395-nucleotide messenger RNA. Lineage: Eukaryota; Metazoa; Arthropoda; Insecta; Lepidoptera; Erebidae. The record is from the annotation of a GenBank genome assembly.